GUGCUCGGUGUACACGAGUGUUAGUCGAGUUAAACAGUGUUUCCAUAAAAAAGGAGUAGAUAUACGCGGUCUCAGCUGUACACGAGGUGUCGAAACUUGGUUAUUUUCGCAAAGAUAUCUUAAAAAUUUGCAGUAAUUAUACGCAUCUACACGUUAUCUGUUUACAAAAAAAUGCGUGGCGUGAAUACUUUUUUUCUCGGUAUAAUUCAGUGAUGGAUUCAAUGGAAAGCAGAGAGGAUACAGUCGCAGGGUAAAACAAGAGCUAAACGAUACUUGGCCGGGUAAAACUGAUACUGAAACUACUGCCCAAUUUUCAUUUCAUGACUACAGGACAACUUAGAUACAAAAAUAUUUAUCGAUUUUAAGUGCAAGGAUGUCAAACCUAAAUAACACGAUGAAUCUGAAAAAGUGAAAAGUAAUUUAAGCUGAAAAAUUUUUUGCUACAAAAAACAUUCCAUAUCGACAACCAUCUACAAAUCUGAUCAUUGACUUGUCUGCCUACUUUAUGUGAAAAUAAAGUAUCAAAUUCGGACAAAUUAUUUCAAUGAAAAUAAGCUGAUAAUUUUGAUAAAAAGAGUUUCUAUUAUAAUCACUCUUAUCCUAAAAAAUAUUCUCGAAUAUUUUCAAUAAUUAAUCAAAUUAAAUUAUUUCAUUAGGAGUAAAAUUUGUAAAGAAGUGAAUCUUUGAAAGCACAUAUUAAUAUUAUACUUAAAAAGAUGAGGAAGCACGAAUGUAAAUUUUGUCACAACUUCUUCGCGUACAAAAGCUAUCUCGAACGUCACAUGAAUGCGGUACACUUUCGAUGCAAACCAUUCAAAUGUGACCAAUGUACAACGGCAUUCUUCUUCGAGAAGGAUCUCAAAAGACACAAACUCUCGGUGCACGAGGGCAAAAAACCCUUCGAGUGCGGGAUCUGCGGAAAAUCGUUCGGACUGAAGUGCACCCUUCAACAUCACGUCAGAGUCGUGCACGGUCGGAGCGAGCACUGCGAAUGCCACGUGUGUCACAAGAAAUUCGCCCGCAAGGAGAACCUUCGGUCUCACAUAAAAUCGAAACACAGCAAGAGCGAAGGCAAAGCUCUCGAGUGCAAAAUUUGCCACAAGACGUACAGUCAUCGAGAAAUCCUCAGAUGCCACAUAGUGCAAGUACACGAUUGCACCAAGUUCUACGAGUGUAACGUUUGUAGCGAAUCCUUCGCGACCAAGGGUGAACUCAAUAAGCACACGAUCGAGGUGCACGAGGGUACGAAUUCUUUCGAUUGCGAAAUUUGCCACGAAUCGUUUGGUGACAAAAACGGCCUCUUCAAGCACUCGAGCUCGGUCCACGAUCUGACGAAAUACUUCGAGUGCGACCUUUGCCAGAGGAUAUUUUCGUUCAAGAGUAGCCUCAAUAAGCACAUCAAUUUCCGUCACAAUCCCGAAAUAUCUUUCGAAUGCGACCAUUGUCAUAAAUUGUUCGGCGACAAGAGUAAUCUCAGUAGACACGUACAAAGCGUACACAGCGAAAGCAAAGCCUUCCAGUGCGAGAUUUGCGAGAAAUCGUUCUCGGAGAAGGGUAAUCUCGUCAAACACAUGAGCGGCGUGCACGCGCGCAGAAAGCCCUUCCAAUGCGAGAUCUGUUCCAAAUCGUUCGCGCAAAAAAUUCACUACCAAGUUCACGUCGACAGUGUGCACGAUCGCAGCAAACCCUUCCAGUGCGACACCUGCAUAAGAUCGUUCGCGAACAAGAAGGAACUCGUUAAGCACAUGAAUUCGGAACACAAUCAGCUAAAACCCUUCGAAUGCGAGACUUGCCACAAAUCAUUCGCGCGAAAGCAAUUCCUCAAGAAACACGUAGAGGUGAUGCACGCCGGUGGCCCACGCGUCGAUUGUGACAAAUGUGACAAAUCGUUUGCGUGCAAAAGUUACCUGUUAAAACACGUAAAGACGUGUCAUAAAAAACCCUAAGAAUGCAUUGUCUCUUGCCA
Trichogramma pretiosum is the source of this 1966-nucleotide messenger RNA. RefSeq names its product zinc finger protein OZF. Lineage: Eukaryota; Metazoa; Arthropoda; Insecta; Hymenoptera; Trichogrammatidae. The coding region runs from base 717 to 1946 and encodes 409 amino acids. The transcript is spliced from 3 exons. The record is from RefSeq and is a predicted model, not a curated record.